GCGUUACCGAUAUUGCGACUGUUGGUGUUGCUCGUGACUUCGAGAGUGACCAUCUACUGUACUAUGUAUGUCCAUCACUUGAGUGGCUCUGAUAGUGAGUCGACGCAGAAGAAUGACUGCCUAGCUUCACAUGAAGGGCGCACAACACCGCGUCCACACCAACGCGUCAAAGUUAGCUGCCCAUGCUGCAAUGCUUUCGAGAAUAUUCAAAACUUGUGCGGUAUUCCAGGAGUACAGCUUCAAGGGCCGAGUCCACCGAUUCAUUCACGUGAUUGUCGAUGUGGAGUGCUUCCCCAUUGUUCUGCAGUCCACACGUGGGAAUCGUUGGCUGACUCGACUUUCAAGAUGCUGAUGCUGGUGUUGGCAAUUUUGGGGCACUUGUUCUCCUUCACGACAGGGUAUGCGGCGGGAUAUCCCCCCAGAUGUCGAAAGCAGUUGAGGAUGAACCCUCCGUGCGUGAACACGGCAAUGCGCUUCGCAUGGCGAAAGGUCUCCGCUAUGAACUGCAGCGCCAGUGCAGCUCGAUCCAACCCCUCUUGUCGAGAUUCACCGGGGUCGUUCGGUGCAAGCGGUCCUUCACUGCGAGCUUGAUGCACUGCCGCCAAGAUUGGGCAGUUCAUAAUCUCAUCAGUUGUGUGGCCUUCCAGGAGUCCGUAAUGCUCCUCUCGGAACCGUGCAUCCAGUUCCACAGAUCGCUACAAAGUUGACGCUAAGGAAGGAUUGGAUGCUACAGUACGUCAUCAUGAUGCACCUCGACAAAAGAACGUCAAAUGGGGUGGCUACAUGCACCCGAAGCAUGUGCGCCGCGACGUUGGCCGCUUGUUGGCGUCCCUCUUUGUUCAGUGGAAUGUCCGAGUGGCCCUGCCACCGCCGGUCCACGUUCCACGCCGUCACGCCAUGACGAAUCAACCACACUUCGACCAUGGCCUUCAAUACGUUUUAUACGCCUUUUCGGAU
Molecule: messenger RNA, 957 nt
Organism: Aphanomyces astaci
Lineage: Eukaryota; Oomycota; Saprolegniomycetes; Saprolegniales; Verrucalvaceae
Exons: 2
Source: RefSeq, a predicted model, not a curated record